This is a messenger RNA of Echinococcus granulosus, 1494 nucleotides long. RefSeq names its product Syntrophin-1. Gene Ontology annotation, cellular component: intracellular anatomical structure; dystrophin-associated glycoprotein complex. Bases 1 to 1494 code for a protein of 497 amino acids. Gene Ontology annotation, molecular function: structural molecule activity; protein binding. The record is from RefSeq and is a predicted model, not a curated record. Lineage: Eukaryota; Metazoa; Platyhelminthes; Cestoda; Cyclophyllidea; Taeniidae. The transcript is spliced from 7 exons.
AUGGAUUACAAUGCGGGUUAUAGGUUGAGGCUGUUUUCAGGUCGGUCGUGGAUAAAGGUUCAGUCAACUUUAUUGGCUGACGAAAUCGGGAAGGAGGAAUCUGAGGUCGUUUGCAUAGCCAAGGGUGAAACCUGCGGCCUUGGUGUAAGCAUAAAGGGUGGAAGGGAAUUCGGAACACCAGUAAUCAUAAGCAAAGUUUUCAAGGGCAUGGCUGCAGACCAAAGUAAGCAGCUCAAGGUGGGCGACGUUAUUCUUUCCGUCAACGGUGAAAACAUGCGCAUGGCGUCCCACAAUGAGGCAGUUAAAGCCUUGAAAAAAGCAGGUCCCAAUAUUUGUUUGGAAAUAAGGCCGUUGCGACGAAUUGCGUCAUUUGUUUCCAAGUUACGACUUCAGUCAAAAUGUUUGCCUUCGCCGCCUGGUUUCACUUUUCCUACCACAACAAUGACGAGUAUUUCGACAGCUUCUGGCCCUUCGCAAAAACGCAUCCAAAUUCCCCUCAGUCUCGCCUACGUUGCGCGCAGGCGACAUCGGCCAGGCUCCGGAGAGGAAUGCGCAAUUGAUGAUGAAGCGCCCUGCUGCUGUAUCGAAAUCUUUUCACCCGACCUUACUCAGUCCUGUCUCUUCUGUGCCGGUUCGCAUCAACUCGCCAGCGUUUGGUUCAAAUCGCUCAGUCGGCACAUCUCUAUUCUCAAUCAGCUUCACCUUCAGCAGAUUAUGCGAGUUCUUCCUCACUUUCAGUUUCGAAAAAUUGGAUGGGUCCUCGAACUGGACAAAUUGAUCGACGACGACAGCGAUUCCUGCCUGACAGAUCUCGACAAUCCCUUCCAGAUCCCCUCUACUUGCGCUUCCUCCGAAAUAACUUGGCAACCAGUGUUUCUGGUUGUCACGGAUCGUCUUCUAUUGGUAUUUUCUCAAGCACCACAGUCUCCAAGUGAAUGGUCUCUUCCCUCGGUCUCGGUCGCCCUCAUCGCCACUCGUGUUGUUGUCGAACCUUCGUUAUCUACUAACAAAGAAAGUCCCGCCUCACUGGGUCACAUGCCACAUUUUGAGCAAACAUCACUUUGUUUCACCGUCCGCACGGGCAGGCGGUGUGGCGUGGAGUCGCACACAUUUGCCGCACCGACGAGCAGUGAAUUGAAGAGUUGGUUAGAGGCCGUGACACAGAGCACAGAGGAGGCGCUGGACGCGAUGCCGCAACUGACCAUCACAUGUCGGUGGAGAGGUCUCGAUGCACUUCUAGUGCUCCACCGUUUCGUUGGCAUCUACCUUUUUCGUGCCGUCGCCUUAACAACCGCACAAAUUCCUCAAUUUCUUUGGUACUUUCCUUUCGAGCAUGUCUCCUCCACUGCUGAUGACGGAAAGUGUCGAUUGUGGAUCACCUUUAAUCGGGACUUAGUCCAGGAGUUGGAAUUGCCAGGAGGUGCGAAACCCGUUGUUUUCGUCCUGCUCAAUAUUCUUUCAAUGAAGUUGCUGGAUAUAAACAAUUUUGGAUGA